AUGAUUAAAGAUGAAGAUAAGAAGAUGAAUUGGGUUACUUUCGAUGGAUCGUAUGACUUAGGUUAUAUAAUUCAAUGCAUGACCGGACGAGAAAGUCUUCCCGACACAUCACAAGGGUUUCAAGAAACGGUUCAGAAACUUUUAGGGCUAACUUUCGAUGUGAAGAAACUUGCGGGACAGUGCAAAGGACUCAACAGUCGUUUCGGGUUGCAAAGAUUAGCGGACGAGCUUGGUAUCAGACGUGUCGGAGAAGCGCAUCAUGCUGGAUCCGACAGCCAUCUGACUGCUCGUGUAUUCACCAACUUAAGUCGCACUUUGUCUCGUGACCUAAAGAGAAAGCGAGAAUACGAGCAUCUGCAACAAUACACUGACAUGCAGGAAGCUACUGAACGAGAGCUU
Messenger RNA from Eruca vesicaria subsp. sativa (arugula), 399 nucleotides. The record is from the annotation of a GenBank genome assembly. Lineage: Eukaryota; Viridiplantae; Streptophyta; Magnoliopsida; Brassicales; Brassicaceae.